AUGUCGCUCUCAGCCUUUGUCUUCAUUAUUUCGGUCCUAGUGGGAUUGACCUUAAAUGCUGGCGUGUUUCGUUACAACCCCAAAGCACCUUCUGGAUCUAUCAUCUAUAAUAUUUACUUAAAGGAUAAGCUUAUGUGCUUGAGGGCUUGCUAUGAAGAAAUCAACUGCGCAUUUGUGACAUAUGAAGAGGAUAUGGCGGAAAGAUGUAGACUGUUCGAAAGCGGAGACGGAAAUGGCCAAAGGUCGGGUUACAUACUUUUACGUGAAGAAACGGAUGCAGCCUGUACUCUGAUAGAAAUAUCUGAUGCCGAUAUCGCUUUCCAAAAAAUACCAUAUCAAGAAGUAGCAGAAGUGGAGUGCAGCAAUGCAGUAUCGGAUGUGGCUAUCAUUAGUCCUUAUGUUAGCCACGGUAAAUACCGUUUCUUCGUUCUUAACAGCGCCAAAGUACCCGAUUGGACAGCAAAGAAACACAGGCUUUUCAUUUCCAAAAGGAAGGAGGAAACUUGCACAGCUGUUCCCAUCUUCCAUAAAGCGAAUCAUCGACGCCUGUAUUUCGGAGAAGUCUACAAUACCACUGGCUACUAUUUUUACGAUGCCUACGCUUUUGCGAACUACUGCGUUUCUCCAGAGGGUUUAUGCUUGGGUGUGGUGAAGAUCCAAGAGUACGUAGACGAACAGAACCUCUACUUCUACGAUAGGGCUGGAAGAGACGACGUGAUAGAUUCUGGUUUGGGGCAGAUAUUCUACAUCGCAGGCAUUGAAAACUAA
Molecule: messenger RNA, 768 nt
Organism: Cylicocyclus nassatus
Lineage: Eukaryota; Metazoa; Nematoda; Chromadorea; Rhabditida; Strongylidae
Source: the annotation of a GenBank genome assembly